Molecule: messenger RNA, 1629 nt
Organism: Podospora anserina S mat+
Lineage: Eukaryota; Fungi; Ascomycota; Sordariomycetes; Sordariales; Podosporaceae
Exons: 2
Coding region: 1-1629 (542 amino acids)
Molecular function (GO): oxidoreductase activity, acting on paired donors, with incorporation or reduction of molecular oxygen; heme binding; iron ion binding
Source: RefSeq, a predicted model, not a curated record
AUGCAAGCUGUACUUGUCCCUUUCAUAGCAUUCUGGCUUUACGAUCUUCAAGUUCGCAAUGUCGGCCGUCGACCGAAAGGUCUCCCUCCUGGACCUCCAACCCUCCCCCUCAUCGGCAAUUUACACCAGAUCCCGCCCAAGAACGCAUAUGUCCAAUUCAAGAAGUGGGCAGAAGAAUACGGCCCAGUCUACUCGCUGAUCACCGGGACGAAAGUCAUGAUUGUGCUCAACACCGACGUCGCCAUCAAAGACCUCCUCGACAAGCGCAGCAACAUCUACUCGUCCCGACCGGAGAUGUACAUCUCCUCCCUUGCCAGCGGCGGCCUCCGCAUGUUGCUCAUGCCAUACGGUGAUACCUGGCGGCGAGUCAGGAAGCUCUUCCACGGGUUGCUGCACCUGAAGGCGUCGAACUCGUACGUCCCCUACCAGGAUCUCGAGAGCACAUCCAUGAUGAUUGCGUUGUUGGAUGAACCAGACAAGGUGCUGCAUCAUAUUAGACGGUACACCAACUCCUUGACCACCCAGAUCGUCUACGGGUUUCGAACCCCAAAGAUUGAUGACCCUAAGCUGCUCAGACUGUACCACGUUAUCGAGGAGUGGUCGUCCAUCACCGGCGCCGGGGCGGCAGCUGUCUUGGACGUCUUUCCCAUUUUCCGAUCCCUACCCCCUUUCAUUCGCCCACUUUAUCGCCAUGCAUUGGACCUCCAAGAGCGAACGUUUGACCUCUACAAAGGCCACUGGCUCGAGGCGAAGAAAAAGGUGCAGAAUGGCACAGCCAAGCCAUGUUUCUGCGUCGGUAUUGCCAACGCACAAGAAAGCCAAAAGUUUGAUGAUGACUUUGCUACCAUGGUUGCUGGGACGGCGCUGGAGGCAAGCUCGGAUACCACUGCCUCGACGCUGGCGGGGUUUGUCCUUGCUAUGAUCUUGUAUCCGGAGGCGCAAAACAAGGCGCAGAGGGUGGUUGAUGAAGUUUGCGGGGAUAGAUUCCCCUCGAUUGAGGAUAUGGAAAACCCAAAGGCGCAGUAUAUCAGGGCUUGUGUGAAGGAGAACUUGAGGUGGAUGCCGACCGCGAUAUUGGGCGCGCCGCAUGCGGUGAUUAGGGAUGAUGAGUAUAUGGGGUAUAGGAUUCCCAAAGGGGCGGGGGUGGUGUAUAAUGCUUGGGCUGUACAUAUGGACGCCGAACGACACCCUAACCCCCGCGUCUUUGAUCCUGACCGGUACAUCCAUGACUUUGCUAGCUCGACCGAGUCAGCUCAGCAGGCUGACGCUACCAAACGGGAUCAUUUUAGUUUUGGGGCGGGGAGGAGAAUCUGCGAGGGGAUGCACGUGGUUGACAGGUCGAUGUUUCUUGUUAUUGCGAGGUUGAUGUGGGCGUUCAAGUUUGAGAAGGCGAUUGAUGAGGUGACGGGGCAGGAGAUCACACCCGAUCAGGAUGAUCUAGUCGGUGGGUUCUUGAUGCAGCCCAGGCCGUUUAGGUUGAAGAUCACGCCCAGGAGCGAGAAGAAAGCGGAGACGGUGAGGGAGAAGUGGGGGGAGUGUUUGGGUUUGUUGGAUGAAGGGGGGCAGUGGAGGAGUGUACCGGAGGGGAUGCCGUUUACUGUUUCUGAGGGGGAUGGGAAGGGGGAGUGA